Acanthosepion pharaonis is the source of this 714-nucleotide messenger RNA. NCBI's taxonomy places the organism in Eukaryota, Metazoa, Mollusca, Cephalopoda, Sepiida, Sepiidae. The record is from the annotation of a GenBank genome assembly.
AUGAAAUCCUCUUCCGUCUAUCCUGCUAUCUUAUUCUGCCUCCUCUUCCCCGAUCUCCUCUUCCGUCACUCCUCCUCUCCUCUUCCCUCUUCCUGCCUCUCCGUCCUGCUAUCUCCUCUUCCGCCUCUCCUGCAAUCCUCCUCCCCCUCUCUCCUGCUACCCUCUUCCGCCUUCUCCUUCUGCUAUCCUCUUCCGCCUCUCCUGCUCUAUCUCCGCCUCCCUGCCUCUCCCCCGAACCUGCUAUCCUCUUCCGCCUCUUCUGCAAUCCUCUUCCCGAACCUCUCUCCCGACUCUCCUGCUACCCUCUUCCGCCUCCUGCUAUCCUCUUCAGCCUCUCCUGCUGAAUCCUCUCCCAAAUCCUUCCGCCCCUGCUAUCCUCUUCCGUCAUUUCCCUGCCUGAUCUUCUUUCACCUCUCCUGCUAUCCUCUUCCGACUCUCCUGCUAUCCUCUUCCGCCUCUCCUGAAAUCCUCUUCCCGCCUCUUCUGCUGUCCUCUUCCGUCUCCUGCUAUCCUCUUCCGCCUCUCCUGAAAUCCUCUUCCUCUCUCUGUCUUCCUCUUCCGUCUCUCCUGCUAUCCUCUUCUGCCUCUCUUCGCCUCUCCUCCUCCGACUCUCCUGCUCCUCUUCCGCCUCUCCUGAAAUCCUCUUCCGCCUCUUCCCCACCUCUCCUGCUAUCCUCUUCCGCCUCUUCUGCUAUCCUCUUCCGCCUCUCCUGA